This is a messenger RNA of Python bivittatus (Burmese python), 1603 nucleotides long. Lineage: Eukaryota; Metazoa; Chordata; Lepidosauria; Squamata; Pythonidae. The record is from RefSeq and is a predicted model, not a curated record.
GAAGAUCAUCUCAGAAGUAGAUGAUGGCAACUCCUUUCUUAGCAUUGUCAAGAAAAUCACACAGGUGGAAGAAUGUAGGCACCUGGAACUCAAAGAUUGUAGCUAAUCAUUCAUUACCUUUUCUAGCAGCAAAUGAAAUUAACCACACAUUGUGUUUGAAAGAUUUGGGAGGGGAGGGAGGCAGCAUGGCUGUUUGAAUCUAUUUUGCAUUAGUGCAUUAAAAUAAUAGCCUCUUAUCCUUCAUAGGUCCAUCAAGAUCCAAGUCAUUGGAUGUAAGACCAGGGAUGCAAGACCAGUGUUGACCAACCUGUUCUGUACAUCUGUAUCAUGCAUGCGUGUAGUCCAUCAUUUCCUGUUUUCCACUUCGGAAAAAUCAUUCUUAAGGCCAAUGCUGUGGCUCGUGGUCCUCUGUCUAGUACCUUCAGCAUUUCUGAGUUCGAUCAACAUAACUCUCUUCACUCUGUGUCUUUUGGCAGAUACGGUUUCAUCUGAUGGAAUUGUGUACAUGGCAUUCCUUUUCGUCCCUAUUCCCAUUGGCUUUUUCUUCAAGAAAAGGGGCUUCAAGGUCAAGAAAUACGGAGCAGCUGCUGCGGGACUUGCACUCAUGCUGGCUGCUUGUGGCAUUCACACCCUUCACUCCCGGGUCACCAUCCUGGGGGCAAGGCUUAUCAUCAAAAUCCCACCAAGGUAUUCCCACCAUCUGACGUUAGGAUGGACCUUUUCCUACCUGUUCUUUUUCCACAAGUUUACCUCCUUCAAGUAUCCCCAGACAACACUUCUCACCAAGUGUGUGCAACUUUUGCUCACCCUUAAGAUGGUGAGCAUAGCCGAUGAGGUGCGAGAAUUCAUUCAGGCGAAGGAGCAGGAGGUGACAUCGUGCCCCAGGUCUCCAGAGAUUGGUGUGAUUCCCCAAAUGCCAGGACUGGUGGAGAUACUGUGCUACAGUUAUUGCUAUGUGGGGCUUAUGACAGUCCUAUUUUAUCGCUAUCGUACAUAUCAUGAUUGGUUGAACCAGCCUGAUCCUUCUGUUAUUCCUACAUGGAAGCCGCUGCGUUACAGAUUGAUAAUGAUCCCUAUCUUUGCAACUUCUUUUUUGGCUGGGUCCCACUUCUUCCCUCCUAAUUAUGUUCAAAGUGAUGCCUUCUAUGAGAGAGGACUUUGUUUUCGCCUUUUCUACGUGAUGCUCUACUCCUUUGUCUUCCGCAUACGCAACUACAUGACCUGGUAUGGCGCUGAGAGUGCCUGCAUUACUGCUGGCCUUGGUGCGUAUCCAACCAGGGCCAAUUCACGACCAGGCAGAGGACCCACUGUGGAAUAUGGAGCUCUAACCCCGAGAUCAGCUGACGGGGAAGCACCCAUUGUGGCCUAUGAUUAUGAGACAAUCAGAAAUAUUAAUCCGUAUGGUAUAGAAUUUUAUGUCAAGGUGAAAGACACCAUUCGUUGUUGGAACAUGACUGUCCAGUGGUGGUUGACAGAGUACACCUACAAAAAUGCGCCUUUCCGCUCCUAUCCCAUGAGGUGAGUCAAGUGAUACUGGAUUAAAAUAAAAGAACAAUUAGGGCGGGCAAGAGCUGGAAGUGAAGUUAUACCAUGAGGUGUGAUA